GGCCUUGUUCAGAGGGAAUCACUUCAACUGACUCAUCUGUGAUUGUGAUCUUCUCUGCUAGACAGACAAGGAAAGAAGAGCUCGUACAUUUAUACAAGGACAACCUAAAGGAGCCUGUUCAGAUUAAUUGGUAGAGGAGAGAUGACCAAAGAGACUGAGACUCUGGGACUGGUCUUUCAGAGCGAGAACUUCAGCUAUAAUCAUUACGCGAACUCCAUCAUGGACUCUUGGCCCUACCUGGACACCCCGAACACUGAUCCAAACCACUCAAAACUCAGACUCAACCCUGGAGAAACCAUGACUGCAAUAACCAUGCUUCAGGAGCAGUGCAGGAACCAGAAGGAGCAGAAAAUUGGUGUUUUCAACCGAAGCCUCUGCAAGCCUACAGAGAGGACUCUUGGCAAUGCCAGUGACCCUGUCAUGAAGAUCCUCUCCGAUCUUGUUCCCACCUCCCAUCCUCAGGAGAUUAUGGGACUGAAGCAGAUCUCCUCCCUGCCCGUUUCUGCUCCCAGCUCCUCAGACACAUACGUCACCCUAAGCAGUGUUGUUGGCGACACGUAUGAAAAGCAGGAGCUCAGCAACAUCUUGGACCUGAUGCAGAAGUGGCCGGAAACAAAUCCGUUCUCUGACCAUGGCAUGGAGAAUCUUCCCUGUAGUGAUCAGUUUCCUGAAAGCCACCCCAGCCCCGUCUACUCCGGCUCAUACGCCAGCUCCUCUCCUGAGAGGCACAGGAAUGACUUCCAGUUUAUCCUCGGAUCUCCUGCCGCAUCAUCUCACAAGUCCAACGAGCUGCCGAUGGUGUACCUGAACAAAAGCCAGUUCUACCCAAUCACUCUGCAGGGAGUUCACAGCAGUGCCUGCCUUACAGCCACCAAAGUCAAGACGGUGGUGAUGGCUGUGUUUGAGAAUGACAAAACCCCUGAAAUGCAGCUCCGCUUCUGGAAUCACUGGCAUGCACGCCAGCCAACUGUCAAGCAGAGAGUUAUUGACAUCGCCGACUACAAAGAGGUGUUCAGUGGCAUCAGCAAUGUGGAGGAGGUCGCCUUCAAUGCUUUCUCCUUCAUUUGGAACCCCAGUGAGGAGGCAAAGAUUUACAUUGGGAUAAACUCCCUGAGCACAGACUUCUCCUCUCAGAAAGGGGUGAAAGGCCUGCCUCUCAACCUGCAGAUUGACACCUACGACUUCAGCUCUGGAAGCAACCAGCUCAUACACAGAGCUGCCUGUCAGGUCAAGAUUUUCUGUGAUAAGGGUGCAGAAAGGAAGAUGCGUGAUGAAGAGAAGAAGAGAUCCAAGAGGAGGGGAAAGAACACCAAUGAUGCAAAUGCCAAGUCUCUUGUGAGUAGCUCCAUUGGCUCUGAGUGCACCUUCUUCAAAACUUUGGACGACCUCGUCACUCCGCCAGUUCUCUUCAUCCCAGACACACACCUCACCGGCUUACAGCGCAUGGCCGCUCCUACGGACGACAUUGAAAGGAGCUGUCUGAAGAGGUUGUAUCCAGACAGAGACCAGAGCAAUACUCCUCCCAGCAAACAGGCACGCAGAGAAGAUCCACAAAGAGUUCUGCUGUAUGUGAGGACCACUGCUGAGGAGGUGUUUGACGCGCUCAUGCUAAGUUCACCGACGCUGUCAGGCCUUCGAGAAGCUAUUUCUGAAAAGUACGGCUUGCAAAAAGACACCAUUGGGAGAAUCUGCAAAAAAUGCAAAAGAGGAAUUCUGGUCAACAUGGACGACAACAUCAUCGAACACUACAGCAACCAAUCUGCCUUCCUCAUUGAGACAUCCGAGUUGGCAGCCAAUCAGCUCCAAGUUACUCUGGUUGAAGUAUAAAAUCCCCUGAAGGAUGGAGAAGCGCAGCUGUGAUUUGAAGCCAUCUUUAAAGCACUGCCUCAGCAAAGCAUUGGACUGUUAAACACCAAGAACUGGGCCCAGACUGAAUGAAGCCCUCCACAAUGCCAGACCUCAAUGAUAAUGUUGAAUCAUUUCUUGAAUUUGCAAAUCCCGGUCUGCCCAGUUCCUACGCUUUGUUUUUUUUUUUUUGUUAAAUAUUUUAAUGUAAAACAUUUAUGACUUGUAUGUACAUAGAUGUAAAUAUAUUUUUUAAUAUUACAGUGUUUCAUAAGCUUGGCACAGUUUUAAAUUUCAAUUUCUAUCUUCUGAGCUCUAAAUAUCAAUUUUCAUAUGCAACAUUCUUCUUCUUUUUUUUUUCUUAAGCAUUUUAAGACUGUGCCAAUUUUGCUGCUUAGAUUCUACUUAUUUCUUCUGCAUUUCCACAGCUGCAUUUUUAGCCCCAAUCCAUAUUUUCCAAUUUUUUGUGGUCAGGUCAGAUUCACUUAGUUUUCCCAACUGAAAAAUACAGCAAACUUUAAGUCAGGUUGUAGUCACAGGCUAAAGUCAGACAUUUCUGCAAAGAAAACCACACAAGUUUUAGUAUUGGCAUUUUUUUUUUAGCCCAAAGUUUGGACAUUUCCCAAAUAUAUGCUCACAGAAAGAGCCAAAACCCCUUUAACUUUCAGGCCAAAGAGGGAAUUUUCAAGUUAUGGAUGUGUGUGUGUGUGUAAGGGGUAAAAAUAUUUCUCUUCUGUAUGCAUCAUUUCAAAACAAUCAUGUAUCCCUGCAUUAUUUCAUUAUGACAUCGUGGCUAAACAGUCAUAUUUGAUACAGAUUUCCACUUUUCUAAAGAAAAUAAAAAACAAAAAACAAA
This is a messenger RNA of Cyprinodon tularosa, 2701 nucleotides long. It is a transcript of the gene grhl3, whose product is annotated as grainyhead-like transcription factor 3. Gene Ontology annotation, molecular function: RNA polymerase II cis-regulatory region sequence-specific DNA binding; DNA-binding transcription activator activity, RNA polymerase II-specific. Gene Ontology annotation, biological process: regulation of transcription by RNA polymerase II. The transcript has 15 exons. The record is from RefSeq and is a predicted model, not a curated record. NCBI's taxonomy places the organism in Eukaryota, Metazoa, Chordata, Actinopteri, Cyprinodontiformes, Cyprinodontidae. Gene Ontology annotation, cellular component: nucleus. Bases 142 to 1827 code for a protein of 561 amino acids.